AAGUUGGAUUCAGUAUGAUAAAGUUGGCAAGUGGGUCAUAUCAACAUUUGAGUUUUAAUGACUAUUUUGCUUCUUUGACUUGUUUCUUCACUCUGUGUUUGUAAUUCCUGGAAUUGUUUAAGAACAGUCUAUUUAGAUUUUAUAAAAGUGGUUUUAGUGUUUUAAUUGUAAGAGUAAAAUGGGCUGGUUUCAUUCCUGAGGGUUUUUCAAAAGAGAAGGGGGCAGGACGGACCCGAGAGGAGUGACUUAAAAAAAAACUUGACUUCAUCUCAGCGGUAAGAACCGGCGCUGAGCCGCGGUGGGCGGGCGUGAAACAUGUCUCCUCACGGAAAUAAAUAACGGGACCGGAGGACGAUAGAUACAUGAGCCGAAGAGAGGAGGACAAAACCCGGGGGGAAAGAGAGCUCAGGCUCGGUGGAAGUCAGAGCCUCACGACUCAGAGUUGAUGUAUUUGGUUACAGAUACCUGCUGAAAAUAGUCCCGAGAUCCUGCAUCGAGGCCCCUCUGGUCUGUGUGACCCCCCUGACACAGAGAGGAUGGUGAUGAAGGAGGGGGGGCGUAGGGACAGAGGGAGGGCGCCUCCAGCUCCAGCAGGAGCAGACGGGAGGCAGAUCUUCGUGGAGCUCGGGAAUCAAAACUUUGACUCCAUCUGUCUCUCUACGUAUCGGACGGCCUGCAAGCUGAGAUUUGUACAGAAGAGAUGCAACUUACAUCUGAUAGACAUUUAUAACGUGAUCGAGGCGGUUCGGGAUGCCGGUCUGAACGCCGUCGAGCUCAACGCCGGCAUCUCCGUGACCCGACUGGAGAACCUGGUGUCCUCCCUGUUCAACCAGCUCAGCAAGCGUCUGCCCACCACCCACACCAUCAACCCCCAGGAGAGCACCGUCUUCUUGGUCCAGUUCAUACUGGCUGCUGUUGACUGUGAACCAGAGAGCCGACUGACAGUGCUGUCGGUGAAGGCCAUGCUGGCCACGCUGUGUGGAGGCAAACUGGUGGACAAACUUCGCUACGUCUUUUCUCAGGUUUCGGACUCCCACGGCGUGUUGGUUCUGUCCAAGUUUGACAGUUUUCUGCGGGAGGUUCUCAAGCUCCCCACUGCUGUGCUUGAAGGACCCGCCUUUGGCUACACGAACACAGCGGCGCGCUCCUGUUUCCCACAACAGAAACGAGUGAUGCUGAACCUGUUCUUGGACAUCGUAGUCGAGCCUCCUCAGUGUCUCAUCUGGUGGCCUUUGAUGCAUCGUCUGGCCAACGUGGAGCAUGUCUACCAUCCUGUAACCUGCUCCUAUUGCCAUGACAACGGCAUGACCGGCUUUCGCUAUCGCUGCCUCCGCUGCCGUGGUUACCAGCUCUGCCAGAACUGCUUCUGGCGUGGCAAAGCCAGCGGCUCUCACAGCAGCCAGCACCAGAUGAAGGAGCACUCAUCCUGGAAGUCGCCUGCAAAGAAGUUUGGGCGAGCUCUAAGCAGGACUCUGGGCUGUGUCUCUUCAAGGGAACCCCCCCACCCCAUUUACCCCGAGGAACCAGAGCGGACCCUCAACCUUUCUAACAUUAUCCCCUGCAGACCCGUUGGUACUGGCGCCGAGGCCAUGUUGCUGUCAUCGGCAGCACCUGAAUCCUCCAAGAGUUUGGCUGCAGCUCGGCGAAUGAAUGAGGAGCACGCUCUGAUCGCUGCAUAUGUGAACCGCCUGCAGAACAGCCCACGAGCUGUGGACAGUCCCAGCAGACAAGAUGAGGAGCACAAACUCAUCGCUCGCUACACCUCCAGACUGGCAGAGACGGACAGCACCGGAAUGAUUCCAUCAAGGAGCAUCAACUUUGAUGCAAACAAACAGAAGAGGGAACUCAUCGCUCAGCUGGAGUGCAAAAACAGGGAGAUCCUGGCAGAGAUCAAGCGUCUGCGUGCAGAGCAUGACGCCGCGUGCCAGCCGAGCCCGGGCAGGAGCAGCACCAACCCGACCCUGCUGGCCGAGCUGCGGCAGCUCAGGCAGAGGAAGGACGAGCUGGAACAGAGGAUGUCGUCGUUGCAGGAGAGCAGGAGGGAGCUGAUGGUGCAGCUGGAGGGCUUGAUGAAGCUGCUCAAGGAUGAGGAGCAGCGACAGGCAGCGCAGGCAGCCGGUUCCUCCCACGCCUCCCCGUCUCGACCCAGCCCAUCCUCCAGUCGCUCCUUUGGAUCUGCAUCUCCUCAUGUCCACUUGCACCACCCACAAGAUUCCCUGGCUGGAGUGGGGGGUGAUGUACAAGAAGCCUUUGCUCAAGGACCCAGAAGGAACCUGAGGAACGACCUUCUGGUUGCGGCCGAUUCCAUCACCAACACUGUGUCCUCGCUGGUCAAGGAGCUCCACUCUGAUGACGGUCGCGAGGAAGAGGAGCGACUCCUCAACGGAAAAGACCGAGAGCGAUGUUUCAACGUGAUCGUCUGAACCCCCGCCACUGAAGUCUCCCCAGACGUUGGAACAUCUGGAAGAUUCAAGCUCCUCCCUUGAUCGUGAUGCUGGACACCAGACGGAACGCCGGGUCUCCGCUGAUGCAUAGCUGUGAUUCUGUCUCGCCACUGUGGUUUUGAUGUCGCUCGGGUUCGAUGGCGGACGUCCGAACGAGGAACCCGAACCUGCUGACUGGUGCUGUAGUGUGUGUGUUUGUGUGCACCGAGGAGGUGUGAGGGAAGGAGGAGUGGAAAGUGUUUGAAGGGCAGGAGGAAGUUUAAGGAUAGGACUAGAGGAGGUUUUCAGGAAAAGCGCUUCGGCACCGUGUGCUCUCUAUUUAUUUCGUUUUGAAGAUGUACUCAAUUAGUUGUGGUGUUGUUGUGCGGUCAGAUCCUGCUGAGGCCUGAAGCUUUUAGGGUCGCCAGAGGCAUCAGGUCUGUGCGGUCUGACACGUUUGGUUGUAAAUAUCGCCAAAAACUUGUUGCCAUUUUUCUUUAGCUUUAUAGACAAAAAAACAGCCAAAAAAUGUGUGGAAAGAGCCGGAAACUGGUUCUGCUGGAGAAAACAGGGCGUCGGCCCAUACCUCUGUGUGUCCCGGUACUGCAGCCAAAGUCCAUGUUUGAUUCUGUCGUGUGUGUUUGUGUGUGCUCGGUUUUCCAAAGAAGUGUGUUUAAAAAAAAUCAUAAAGUUUUUUGCUGGACAUCAAAAAUAAAGAUUUUUACCAAAACUU
Molecule: messenger RNA, 3156 nt
Organism: Oryzias melastigma (Indian medaka)
Lineage: Eukaryota; Metazoa; Chordata; Actinopteri; Beloniformes; Adrianichthyidae
Product: dystrobrevin beta
Exons: 21
Coding region: 537-2423 (628 amino acids)
Biological process (GO): synaptic signaling
Cellular component (GO): synapse; plasma membrane
Molecular function (GO): zinc ion binding
Source: RefSeq, a predicted model, not a curated record